Musa acuminata subsp. malaccensis (wild Malaysian banana) is the source of this 1591-nucleotide messenger RNA. RefSeq names its product indole-3-pyruvate monooxygenase YUCCA2-like. The record is from RefSeq and is a predicted model, not a curated record. NCBI's taxonomy places the organism in Eukaryota, Viridiplantae, Streptophyta, Magnoliopsida, Zingiberales, Musaceae. Gene Ontology annotation, molecular function: flavin adenine dinucleotide binding; monooxygenase activity.
CAAACCCCUCUUAUGUUCUUCAACAGUCUUAGUUUUCCAUUUGUGCUCUCAAAUCUGGCUCAUCACAAGUCUUGAAGUUUCAGCCUGUGUAGACACUGUUUUCUCAGUUAGUUCUCCUUUUAUCCAGCAUUUUGUUUUCACUCUAUUUAAGAACACAUUUGCUGAGGAUCUUUCUCUCUUCAACACUUGUGUGCGAUCACUAGUUCUACAGCAGCUUCUCCAAUAGCUGUUGUUCUUAUGACGAUUAUGCAAAGAAGAAUCGAAAAUAAGCGAUCAACCGCAGGGGAGUUUAGUACGGGCAAUCAGCAUGAUUCUCCAAUCCUGCAACUAAAGCUCUAUGGGCCACCCAUGGCGUCAAAUCUCAAGCAGGUCUGGGUUCCCGGCCCCCUGAUCGUAGGAGCUGGACCUUCAGGUCUUGCCACAGCUGCGUGCCUCAAAGACAGAGGUGUCCCUUCUCUGAUACUCGAGAAAGAGACUUGCAUCGCCCCUUCGUGGAAGCUCAGGACCUACGAGCGCCUGAGGCUUCAUCUCCCCAGGCAGUACUGCGAGCUCCCCUUCAUGGCCUUCCCACCAGACUUGCCGACGUACCCCACCAAGCAGCAGUUCGUAAGCUACUUGGAUGCCUACGUCGAACACUUCGACAUCAAACCAUUGUUCGGCGUGGAGGUUGGGCACGCCGAGUAUGAUCCGAGCACUGGGUUCUGGCGAGUGCAGACGAACGACUUGGAGUUCAUAUGCCGGUGGCUCGUCGUUGCGGCGGGGGAGAAUGCAGAGGCUGUGUGGCCAGAUAUCCGCGGGAUCUCAAAGUUUCGUGGACGGGUGCUGCACACCAGCUGCUACGUGAAGGGAGAUGACCACCGGGGAGAGAAGGUUUUGGUGGUGGGCUGUGGCAAUUCAGGCAUGGAGGUUGCUUUGGACCUCUGUUACAAUGAUGCUAAGGUUUCCAUGGUGGUUAGAGAUAAGUUGCACAUCUUGCCGAGAGAAUUACUUGGGAUCUCAACGUUUGGACUCUCCAUGUUCCUGCUAAAGUGGAUUCCCGUUGAAGCUGCAGAUGCUUUCCUCCUGUUUUGCGCGAGGCUGAUACUGGGAGAUACAGGAAAGUAUGGGAUAAAGCGUCCUAAGGUUGGGCCACUGGAGCUCAAGAGCACCACCGGCAAGACCCCAGUAUUGGACAUCGGCACUCUGGCCAAGAUUAAAAGCGGCCAAAUUAAGGUUGUCCCUGACGUGAAGCAGUUCACAGAUACAGGGGUCGACUUCGUGGAUGGUACGCAUGAGGACUUCGAUUCCAUCAUCUUAGCAACAGGCUACAGAAGCAGCGUCACUUCCUGGCUCAAGGAGGAGAAGGACGAGGAGUUCUUCAGUCAGAAGAAUGGCUUCCCGGGGACUUCGUUCCCUAAUAGCUGGAGAGGAAACAAUGGCCUGUAUGCCACUGGUUUCACCAGGAGAGGAUUGCUGGGAGCUGCCAUGGAUGCCCAGAAGAUAGCACAGGAUAUUUCCAACCACUGGAGCUGUAGAUCUUAGUUGUAACUCAAAGAUCACGUAGCCUUGUACUCCAUGUAUGAUAAUAUUUAUCACGUCCUUGGUUUGUUUC